This is a messenger RNA of Artibeus jamaicensis (Jamaican fruit-eating bat), 3513 nucleotides long. It is a transcript of the gene ANPEP, whose product is annotated as alanyl aminopeptidase, membrane. Bases 188 to 3136 code for a protein of 982 amino acids. The transcript is spliced from 20 exons. Gene Ontology annotation, biological process: proteolysis; peptide catabolic process. Gene Ontology annotation, cellular component: cytoplasm. Gene Ontology annotation, molecular function: zinc ion binding; metalloaminopeptidase activity; peptide binding. The record is from RefSeq and is a predicted model, not a curated record. NCBI's taxonomy places the organism in Eukaryota, Metazoa, Chordata, Mammalia, Chiroptera, Phyllostomidae.
GUCCUCACGGGAGCCUGGACAGAGCACGGCGCCCCUGCGCAGCACAGUGACCUUCGCCUCUCUGAACCCUGGUUAAUCUUUGCCCAGUCUGAGGGCCGUGGGGCUCCUCCCCUGUGAGAUAUAAGCCCGGCCCCGGGCUGCCCGGUCUCCUGCCGGUCCUGAGCCUCCCGAGUGCUGCGCCCUCACCAUGGCCAAGGGCUUCUACAUUUCCAAGCCCGUCGGCAUCCUGGGCAUCAUCCUGGGUGCGGGGGCCGUGGCCACCAUCAUCGCCCUGUCCGUGGUGUACUCCCAGGAGAAGAGCAGGAGCACCGAGAACCCUGUCACAACCCCCACCAGCCCCAGCACCACUGAGAGCACCACUGAGAGCACCACUGAGAGCACUACUGAGAGCACCACUGCGGCCACCACCUUGGACCCGGACAAGCCAUGGAAUCAGUACCGCCUCCCCCAGACGCUGGAGCCCGAGUCCUACAAGGUGAGGCUAAGGCCCUACCUCACCCCCAACCAGGACGGCCUGUACAUCUUCGAGGGCUCCAGCACCGUCCGCUUCAAGUGCAAGGAGGCCACCGACGUCAUCAUCAUCCACAGCAAGAAGCUCAACUACUCGAAGACCCCGGAGCAGCACAUGGUGACCCUGCGGGGCGUGGGGGACGCCCCCGUGCCUGACAUCGAGAAGACCGAGCUGGUCGAGGUCACGGAGUACCUGGUGGUGCACCUGAAGAGCCAGCUGCAGGCGGGCAGCCUGUACGAGAUGGACACCCAGUUUGAGGGUGAGCUGUCGGACGACCUGGGCGGCUUCUACCGCAGCGAGUACACGGACGGCAACGAGAAGAAGGUGCUGGCCACCACGCAGAUGCAGUCUACAGACGCCCGGAAAUCCUUCCCGUGCUUCGACGAGCCGUCCAUGAAAGCCCAGUUCAACAUCACCCUGGUCCACCCCAACAACCUCACGGCCCUGUCCAACAUGCUGCCCCAAGGCCCCAGCGUCCCGUUGGCGGACGACCCCACCUGGAACGAGACGGAGUUCCACCCCACCCCCGUCAUGUCCACGUACCUGCUGGCCUACAUCGUGAGCGAGUUCACGUCUGUGCAGAGCGUGGAGGAGAUGGCGCCCAACAGCAACGUCCUGAUCCGGAUCUGGGCUCGGCCGAGUGCCACCCAGGCAGGACACAGUGACUACGCCCUGAACGUGACCGGCCCCAUCCUAAAGUUCUUCGCCGGUCAUUAUGCCACCGCCUACCCCCUGGAAAAGUCCGACCAGGUCGGUUUGCCUGACUUCAACGCCGGUGCCAUGGAGAACUGGGGGCUGGUCACCUACCGGGAGAACUCCCUGCUGUUUGACCCCCAGUACUCCUCCAGUAGCAACAAGGAGCGGGUGGUCACUGUGAUCGCCCACGAGCUGGCCCACCAGUGGUUUGGGAACCUGGUGACAGUGGCCUGGUGGAACGACCUGUGGCUGAACGAGGGCUUUGCCUCCUACGUGGAGUACCUGGGUGCCGACUACGCCGAGCCCACCUGGAACCUGAGAGACAUGAUCGUGCAGAAUGAGGUGUACAGCGUGAUGGCCGUGGACGCGCUGGCCUCCUCCCACCCGCUGACCACCCCUGCUGAGGAGGUCACCACGCCCGCCCAGAUCAAUGAGUUGUUCGACUCCAUCUCCUACAGCAAGGGGGCCGCUGUCCUCAGGAUGCUCUCCAGCUUCCUGACUGAGGACCUGUUCAAGACGGGCCUGGCGUCCUAUCUCAGUGCCUUUGCCUACAAGAGUGCCACCUACCAGGACCUGUGGGUGCACCUGCAGGAGGCUGUGGACAAUCAGACAAACAUCACGCUGCCUCAAAACGUGAGCACCAUCAUGGACCGCUGGGUCUUGCAGAUGGGCUUCCCCCUCAUCACCGUGGACACCAGCACAGGGAACAUCUCCCAGCAGUACUUCCUUCUGGACCCCGAGUCCGAGCCCACCCGCCCCUCACCAUUCAACUACCAGUGGAUUGUCCACAUCUCGUCUCUGAAAGAUGGCGUCCAGCAGCAGGACGUCUGGCUGGAGGAAGCCUCCAAAAUCGAGGAGCAGUUCAAAACCGAAACUGAGGACUGGGUCCUGCUGAACAUCAACGUGACGGACUAUUACCAGGUGAACUACGACGAAGACAACUGGAGGAAGAUUCGGAGUCAGCUGCAGAGAAACCUGUCGGUCAUCCCUGUCAUCAACCGGGCCCAGAUCAUCCACGAUGCCUUCGACCUGGCCAGUGCUGGCAUUGUCAAUGUCACCCUGGCGCUGAACAACACCCUCUUCCUGAGUGGAGAGACAGAAUACCUGCCCUGGGAGGCCGCCCUGAGCAGCCUGAACUACUUCAAGCUCAUGCUGGACCGCUCCACGGCCUAUGCCCCCAUGCAGAACUACCUGAGGAAUCAGGUCACGCCCCUCUUCGAAUACUUUAGAAACAUCACCGAAGACUGGAGUCAGCGCCCAGAAAAACUGAUGGACCAGUACAACGAGGUGAACGCCAUCAGCACCGCCUGCUCCAAUGGGCUCCCUGCAUGCCAGAGCCUGGUGUCUCAACUUUUCCAACAGUGGAUGAACGACCCCGAGAAUAACCCAAUCCACCCCAACCUGCGGACCACUGUCUACUGCAACGCUAUCGCCCUGGGUGGUGAGGAGGAGUGGAACUUCGCCUGGGAGCAGUUCCAAAAAGCCACGCUAGUAAAUGAAGCCGACAAGCUUCGAGCGGCCCUGGCCUGCACCAAGCAGGUCUGGAUCCUGGACAGGUACCUGCGUUACACCCUGAACUCCACCCUCAUCCGGAAGCAGGACGCCACCUCCACCAUCAACAGCAUCGCCAGCAACGUCAUCGGGCAAACUCUGGCCUGGAAUUUUGUCCAGGCGAACUGGAAGAAGCUCUUUGAGGACUACGGUGGAGGCUCCUUCUCUUUCUCCAGAGUCAUCCUGGCGAUCACUCAGCGAUUCUCCACUGAGGAGGAACUGCAGCUGCUGGAGCAGUUCAAGGCGGACAACGCGGACACAGGCUUCGGCACAGCCACGCGGGCUCUGGAGCAAGCCCUGGAGAAGACCAAAGCCAACAUCAAGUGGGUGAAGGAGAACAAGGCCGUGGUGCAGCAAUGGUUCACAGACAACAGCUAGUGGCCCCCGGUCCAGGCAGUCGCCUGGUCUGCACGGGAGAGGCCCACUCAUGCCUCUGUCCCAGUAGCCCUCUGCGGGGCCCUCCACUCCUGAACGAAGCCGUAGGCCACGUUCUCCCCACUCUGUGCGUGAUGCCAACCCAGCUCCCGAUGGCCAGACCGUCCAAGCACCUCCCAGCCCCUGCCCCUCGUGCCGACAGCACUUGGGGCCCUGGGGCUGACCUCAGGGAAGCCCUCGGUGGACUACGGAUGGCCUUGGGGAGCUGCCCUACACCCUCUCCUGCUUCCCCAUGACGACCCUGAACCUGGGGACUCAACAGGGCACCAAAUCUGUAUAUUUUUUCAAAGAGAAAAUGUAGAUAAAGGAUUUCUAUAGGA